Molecule: messenger RNA, 810 nt
Organism: Carassius carassius (crucian carp)
Lineage: Eukaryota; Metazoa; Chordata; Actinopteri; Cypriniformes; Cyprinidae
Product: sorting nexin-24-like
Exons: 6
Coding region: 84-770 (228 amino acids)
Molecular function (GO): phosphatidylinositol phosphate binding
Source: RefSeq, a predicted model, not a curated record
CUGAUUGUGAUCAUUCAGGAUCAGAUGAGAGCACACGAGGCUGAUCUUCAGUUCAGUCUGUGAUCUGUGAUCGUGUGUUGGAGAUGCUGGAUCAUCAUCAGUGUGUGUCUCCGGUCAUCGAGGUCUUUAUUCCGUCUCUCAUGAGGGAAGUGGACGAGACGGGAAAGUUGCGCAAACUCUUCAGGUUGGAGAUUCUCUUCAAUGGAAGGAAACACUUUAUUUUGCGUAGACACCAUGAAUUUCAGACACUUCACCGGAAGCUGAGGAAAGUUCUGCACGCUCCCGAUUUCCCCAGUAAGAGAAAUCAGCACCUGAGAACCAAACCACUAGAGCAAAGACGUCUGGAACUCGAGGACUACAUCCAGGUGAUUCUGUAUCAAAAUGAUGUUGUUCCUCAAGAGCUCCUGGACUUCCUGCAGGUCAAACAUUUUCAUUCGGCGAGCAAGAACUGUAGCUCUGAUCAAAACCAGUCAGAUGAGUGUCAAGGGCAGGGAUACAGAUUCCAGUUAUUUCAUCAGCGAGUUGUUGGUUUCUCGGCUGACCCUUACCAGCUUGAAUCCAGAUCAGGUCUCCCUGAUAUCGUGGCGGCCGGCGUCCUGCAGGGUUUUUACCCCAGAGACGUCAAAGUGAGUUUCAAAAAGAGCUGCACUAAACCCAGAGGCCUCACCCGUGCACCAGAGCUGCCCGUGCAUCCCAGAAUCCCCACUGUUACCAUAAACAGAAGCAAUAUCAGCUCACUGCCAGAGCCAGAGAAUAUGAGUGCUGCCUAGCAACUCCAUCUGCUUUAAAUGUGCCUUUGCAUGUUUAGAA